This is a messenger RNA of Eruca vesicaria subsp. sativa (arugula), 1987 nucleotides long. Lineage: Eukaryota; Viridiplantae; Streptophyta; Magnoliopsida; Brassicales; Brassicaceae. The record is from the annotation of a GenBank genome assembly.
AUGGCACAGAAAGUGGGACCUUUUGGUGGUAACAAAGGAGAUGCCUUCGAUGAUGGUGUUCUAGGCUACACCGGUGUGAAGAAAGUGAUUGUUGGUGAAAACGGGAACGGUGUUGAUUGUAUCAAGAUAGAGUACGAGAAAGAUGGAACGUUCGAGACACAAAUGCAUGGAAGCGUUACCGGAAUACUCAAAGAGUUUGAGCUUAACUAUCCAGACGAAUACAUCACAUCAAUUCAGGGAACCUACAGCAACGUUACGAGAUACAACACAACUAUUGUGAAGACACUUACCUUCAAGACAUCACACGGAAGAACAUCUCCCAUGUUUGGCAACACGGCUAUUUUCUCAACAGAUUUUGUGGUGGAAGGUAAAGCUGGAUCAAAGCUUUUAGGGUUCCAUGGAAGAUCUGGAUCUGCUCUUGACGCCAUAGGAGCUCACUUUUUCGCAACCUCUUCUCCUCUAAAGCAUAUAGAACCUCGUGGUGGGUUCGGAGGAAAUGCUUGGGAUGAUGGCGUGUACGAUGGUGUAAGCAAAGUUUCCGUUGGACUAAACAGUGGCACCAUAGGCUAUGUUAGGUUCAAGUAUGUUAAAGGAAGCACAUCGGUUAAGCAUUCUCAUGGCAAGAUGAGUGAAGAAAUUAAAGAGUUUACGGUGGAUCAUCCAAAUGAGUACAUUUCAUCAGUGGAAGGGACAUAUAACUUUUCUGGUGAUGUGACCUCCCUAACUUUCAAAACAUCAAAUGGGAGAAUCUCUCCUGAGUUUGGAAAAGCGUCUGGUUCGAAGUUUGUACUUGCUGUGAAGGAUCACAUGCUUGUCGGAUUCUGUGGUCGGAACGGUGUCAUUCUCAACUGUCUCUCAGCACUAGGUGCACAUUUUGCGCCGCCAGUUCCAACGCCAUUAUUUCCUGCAAAGAAACUAGAAGCAAAAGGUGGAGAUCAUGGUGCUGCAUGGGAUGAUGGUUUCUAUGAAGAUGUGAGGAAGAUUUAUGUAGGACAAGGUGACUCUGGUGUUUCCUUUAUCAAAUUUGAGUACGACGUUGGCAAGAAGAUUGUAGCUGGAGAUGGUCAUGGGAAGAUGUCAGUUCUUGGAACAGAGGAGUUUGAGGUUGAUGCAGACGACUACAUCGUAGCAGUGCAGGUGACCUACGACAAAAUAUUUGGCCAUGAGACAGACGUCAUCACAUCUAUUACCUUCUAUACAUUCAAAGGGAAGGCCUCUCCACCCUAUGGAUUAGAUACCGAAAAGAAAUUUGUACUCAAGGGAGAAAAUGGUGGCAAACUUAUUGGGUUCCAUGGACGAGCCGGAGAGGUUCUGCAUGCUCUUGGUGCGUAUUUCGUUACAACCACAACUAGUUUGACUCCUGCCAAGAAGCUACCAGCAGUAGGUGGCAAUGGAGGAACCACAUGGGAUGAUGGUGCUUACGAUGGCGUUAGAAAGGUGUUUGUUGGACAAGCACAAGAUGGUAUAUCCGUCGUCAAGUUUGUAUACGACAAGGGUGCUGUGGAAAUUAUAGGAGAUGAACAUGGAAAUAGUACUUUACUCGGAUUCGAAGAGUUUGUACUUGACUAUCCGAGUGAAUAUAUCACGUCAGUUGAAGGCACAUACGAUAAAAUCUUUGGGAGUGAUUCUGAGGUAGUUACCAUGCUUAGGUUCAAGACUAAUAAGCAAACGUCUACUCCCUUUGGAAUUGAAGCUGGGACACCCUUCGAACUUAAAGAAGAAGGCUACAAGAUCGUCGGGUUCCAUGGAAAAGUCAGUGAGCUGCUUCAUCAGUUUGGAGUCCAUGUCCUUCCAAUUACUAAUUGAUCAUCGCAUGCUUUUCUUUCAUUCCAAUGAAUUUGUCACUUGUGUUGUAUUGAAUAAGUUUCCUACUGGUUUAGUUCUGUCUGAUCAUGUUUCAAGUGUUUUAAGUAUUUGUCUCCUUUAUGAUAUUGUUUGUCUUUGAUGUUUUAUAUGUGAUUGAUUUUAAUAAAAUGGUUGAUUUGAU